AUGACGUCAGCACCCGGUGCUAACACAUAUCGAGUUGGUGGUGAGUUUUUAAGCGGGAAAAUUCGGGUGAAAUUGAAGAAAAAAUCGGAUUUUUUACUGAAAUUUCAAGAUUUUAAUAAAAAAUCCAGUUUUUCGCGUAUAAAUUUGCCACGUGGCAGGUGUUUUAGCUGAAAAUUGCCACGUGUAAGCUGUUGUAGCCUAAAAUCUGGAUAUUUUUGCUGAAAAUCCAGGAAAUUUGGCUGAAAAUUGAGUUUUUGACUGAAAUUUUAAGAUUUUCAUGAAAAAUCCAGUUUUUCGCGUGUAAAUUUGCCACGUGGCAGGUGUUUUAGCUGAAAAUCUUGAAUUUCAGCUGAAAAUUGCCACGUGGCAGCUGAAAAUUUGUGAUUUUUGCUGAAAAUUGGGUUUUUGACUGAAAUUUCAAGGUUUUCAUGAAAAAUUCAGUUUUUCGGGUGCAAAUUUGCCACGUGGCAGCUGAUAAUCAUAGUUUUAGCUGGAAAUCCUCUGUUUUGAGCUGAAAAUCUGGAAUUCACAUUAUAAUCUGGUUUUUGAGCUGAAAAUCUGGAAUUUUCAGCCAAAAAUCCAGUUUUUCAGCCAAAAAUUCUGAAAAAAUCGAUUUUUUUUUGCAGAUUUCGUCUAUUUCGAUGAUCCAACAAUGCCGGAUGCUCCGUAUCAAAUUCGAAAAAUCGACGAGAUCAAUAAGGUGGGAUUUUGGCUGAAAAUCUCGAUUUUUUCAUGGAAAAUCGCGUUUUUCGUCAAUUUUCAGCCAAAAAUCACUGAAAAUCCCCAAAAUUUCAGACAAAAGACAAAGUCGAAGCUCGUGUCGUGUCAUUUAUGCGUCGGCGUGAUGUUCCGGAAAAUUUGCUGAAAAUCGCCGAUCAAGCACAACGCAGAUUUGAUAAUUGUGAGGUUUUGGGCUGAAAAUUCGAGAAAUUCGUGAAAAACUACGACGCUCCGCGUUUACGCGGUCAUUUUUCAUGCAAAAUGACCCCGGAAACACGGAGUAUCGUUUACACGGUGAAAAAUGGUGGAAAACGUGGGAUUUUUGCAAUUCAAACGAUACUCCGCGUUUACACCGUGAAAAAUGGUGGAAAGCAUGGAUUUUUCGAAAAUUUCAAACGAUACUUCGCGUUUACGCGGUUGUUUUCAGUGAUUUUUCAUGCAAAAUGACCCUGUAACCUCUGGAGUAUCGUUUGAAAUGCGAAAAAAACUACGAUACUCCGCGUUUACACCGUGUAAAAUGGUGGGAAACGCGGGUUUUUCGAAAAUUUCAAACGAUACUCCGCGUUUACAGACUACGAGGUGGACAAGAAGAAGCCGGAAAACUACAACGCACGCGGAUUCAUCGUAGCUGCUGCCGGCGCGGAAAACGGUGCGGAAAACGAUGCGGAAGUGAAGAAAGAGGAGGCGGAAGACGACGCGGAAAAGCCGGAAUCACCGAGCGGAACAACAACACAAAUCGAUUGGGGAAACGGCGGUUUGCCGUUGGGCGCGGAAACGUUGAGCGAUGCGGAACGUCUCAAGUUGCGGCAACACGAGGUGUUCUUGUCGCGGCAAUCCACAAUUAUGCCAGCGCAUCAGAUACGCGGAAAAUGCCACGUGGCAUUGUUGGGAGAGGUCGAGGAUUGCUCAGGUUAUUUGGCCGCGGACGACACGUUUUUCUACUCGUUGGUCUAUGAUCCGGUGAAUCAGACGUUGUUGGCGGAUAAGGGAGCGAUCCGCGUGGGGGAGAAAUAUCAGGCGGUGAUGGAUGCGGAAGACGAUGCGGAAGCGGAAGCGGAUGCGGAAGGAGUGAAGAAGGAGGAGAAAAUGGAGAUGGAUGAGGAGGAGGAAGAGGAGAAUGGGUAAGGGGUUUGGGGGCCGAAUGGGCCUGGUUUUAGGCUCGAAAUAGGCCUGAAAAAAGCCUGGGAAAUUUGGAGCAUUUUAAGUCCAAACAAGCCUAUUUUCAGCUAGACUUUGCAGCCUGGAAAAGCCUGUAAAAAAUCCACGUAUUUUGAGCCCCCACAAGUCUAGUUUCAGGCCUAAAAUUGGGCCUUUAUUAGGUCCAGGAAAGCCUAGAAAAUCCAGGUUUUUUGAGACCAAAUGGGCCUGGUUUAAGGCUUCAACUAGGCCUGAAAUAAGCCAGGAAAAUUUGGAGCAUUUUGAGCCCAAACAAGCCUAGUUUCAGGCCUGAAAUAGCUUCUUGUUUUUGGGUCUAGAAAAGCCCAGAAAAAUCCACGUUUUUUGACACCGAAUAGGCCUGGUUUUGGGCUUGACAUGGGUCUAGUUUCAGGCUCAAAAUAGGCCUUGCUUCGGUCCUAAAAAGAGCCUGAAAAGGUUGUUUUUUGCCUUGAAGUAGGCCUAUUCUCAGCCUGUAAAAAGCCUGGAAAAUUCGUAGUAUUUUGAGUCUAAAUGGGCCUAGUUUUAGGCUCGAAAGAGCCUAAAAAGCCUAGAAAAUCCAGGUUUUUUGACACUGAAUAGGCCUAGUUUUAGGCUUGUAGUAGGCCUAACCUUAGGCCCGAACAGGCCUAGAUUAAGGCCCGAAACCCUACCGUAUUUGGUCUCAAAAAUCUCAAAUCAUACAUCAGUUUCUUCCGGCCAGGGCCUCAAAAUUAGCCACCCCCGAAAUGUGAAAAUUCAAAAAUUAGCCACAUCCCCUCAAAAAAUAGAGAGAAAAACUUGGUUUUUGGGGUAUUAAUUGUUAUUUUUCAAAAAGUUAGCCGGUCCCCACCCCUUUUUACCAAAGUUAGCCAGACCCCCUCCGGACGAAAAUCCGGGGAUACUGAUGUAUGUCUCAAAUUUUCAGCCUAAAAAUCGAUGAAGAAUCCGCCGAACCGGCUGCCACAAAAUUGACAACAAAAAUCACUGAGGAAAUCGAUCGAGAUGUUCAAGUCUAUCAUCCAUAUCAUGAGCUCAGCGAACGCGAAAUUGAUCAAUUUUUGAUUAUUGCCAGGUGAGUUGAAAAUUUUGCGAUUUUUCAUUGGAAAAAUGAGAAAAUUUGGGGCAUUUUGAUCCUGGAAACUUGGAAAAUCAAGAAAAUUGAAAAUAUAGGCUUUUUAGGCCGAUUUUAGGCUCAUUUUUAGCCUGGAAUUUGCCUAGGAUUUGGCCUAAUUCUGGCCUAUGUUAAGCCUAAUUCCAGCCUGAAUAUAAGCCUAGAACUUAGCCCAAAACAUGGCCUAUUUCAAGCCUAGAAUUAGGUCCUUGACCAAGCCUAGAAAUAGCCUAAGACAUAGUCUUUUUCAGGCUGAUGUUAGGCUUUUUUACAAGCCUAGAAUCAGCCUAGAAUUUGGCCUAACUCCAGGCCAAAAAUAAGCCUAGAACUUAGCCCAAAACAUGGCCUAUUUCAAGCCUAGAAAUAGGCCUGGAUGAAAGUCUGAAGCAAGCCUAGAAAUAGCCUAAAACAUAGUCUUUUUCAGGCUGAUGUUAGGCUUAUUUACAAGCCUAGAAUCAGCCUAGAAUUUAGCCUAACUCCAGGCCAAAAAUAAGCCUAAAACUUAGCUUAACUCAAGUCUUAAAAUAAGCCUAUUUUAGGCCUAGAAUCUGGCCUAACCCCAGGCUAAAAAUAAGCCUAACUCCAGCCUAACUCCAGCCUGACUCAAGCCUAGAUUUAGCCUAACUUAUGGCCUCAACCAAGCCUAGAAUUAGCCUAGAACUUGGCCUUACUCAAGCCCUAAAAGUGGGCCUAACUCAGGCUCAUCUCAAGCCUAGAACGGCCUGAAAAGCCACUCCCAACCUCAUUUUCUUUUAGAGCCGUCGGCACUUUUGCUCGCGCCAUCGAUUCCUCCGCCGCCACCAAAAUCCCCACUCUCCACAUGGCCGCCGCUUGUGCCUCUCGUGACGUCACCAUUCUACACGCCAUGUCACUUUUACACCACGCAAAUUAUGACGUGGGAAAAGCUGUCAAAUUCCUCGUUCCCACUGCCAACAAACAACAUUAUCCACUUGAAACUGAUAAAGCAACGGGAAAUCAUACGCAGACGCUGGGUGGACCACUUUUGUGUAGAGAUCAAAUGGAGGAAUGGUCGGUUCCUGAAGCGAAUUUGUUUGAUGAGGCGUUGGAGAAGUGUGGAAAGGAUUUUAAUGACAUUCGCGCGGAUUUUGUGAGUUUUUUGAGGGGAAAUUUGAGAAAUUUGGGGAAAAAUGAGCCCCAGGAGCAUUUUUAACGUUAAAAAUCCUCUCUGGGGUCAUUUUUGAGCACAGUAACGUUAAAUUGGCAAAAAUGAGCCCUAGGAGCAUUUUUAACGUUAAGAAUCCUCUCUGGGGUCAUUUUCUGAGCCCAGAAGCGUUAAAAUUUGAAAGAAAUUGAUCCAAAAAUCUUCCUGAACCUAAAAAUUGAGCUCUAGGAGCAUUUUUACCGUAAAAAAUGCUCUCUGGGGUCAUUUUUGAGCCCAGGAACGUUAGAUUUGGGAAAAAUGAGCCCCAGGAGCCCCAGGAGCAUUUUUAACGUUAAAAAUCCUCUCUGGGCUCAUUUUUGAGCCCAGGAACGUUGAAAUGGGCAAAAAUGAGCCCUAGGAGCAUUUUUCUUAUCAAAAAUGCUCCCGGUGCUGAUUUUUCGGCGCUGAAAAUCAUGAUAUUGCUCAUUUUAAGCAAUUCCACCAUUUUCAGCACGAAAUUUCGAUCUAGAAGUGUUGAUUUUCCGAGUCAGAAGGUCGCUGGAUCGAUUCCUCAUACUCCCUAAUUAAAAAAAAAUUUUUUUUUAAAUUUUUUGGUUUCUGAUCAAUUUUUCAUGAGGAAAAUGAUGGGAUUGCUCAUGUUAACCAAAAAUUUACGAAAAGCUUGAAAUUUCAAGCUUCAUAGUCAAAAAUUUAUGAAAAUUUCGAAUUUCACACUAAAAAAUCGCCUAGACUCGAUUUCAGCGUAUUUUUUGUGCUGAAAUUGAUGGAAUUGCUCAUGUUAAGCAAAAAUUCACAAAAAAUCAUGAAAAUCUUGAAAUUUCAAGCUUCCUAGUCAAAAAUUUAUGAAAUUUUCAAUUUUCCCACUCAAAAAAUCGCCCAGACUUACCCUAACUCCAUAAAUUUUGUUACAGCUUCCCUGGAAAUCAAUGCGUGACAUUGUCGAAUACUAUUAUCAAUUCAAAGCCUCAAAUCGAUAUACAGAGAGAAAAAAGGCGAAACAAGCGGAAGCUGAUACAAAAUUGAAGCAAGUUUAUAUUCCGAGUUAUAAUAAGACAACUUCAGCAGUUAUCGGAACUUUUAACAUGACACAAACCCAGCAAAAAUCACCAAUUCCUUGUGAAAAUUGUCAAAUUGAUGAAAGUCAAAAUUGGUAUAGCUGGGGUGGAAAAUCGGAUAUCAGAUUGUGUCAAAAUUGUUGGUUCAAGUGGAAAAAAUCGGGAGGUUUAUCCAAAAAACACGAAUUGGAGCGGUUUGAUAAGGAUAAACCGCCGGUUUUGGCCCCCGCAGCCCCGCAGGUCCAGAAUGGGGCCGCCGCUAAGCUCCCGCAAGCCCAACAGGCUUCCCGGGCCCCGGUCAUUAACAAUCAGGCCCUUUUGGUGGCUGCCAAGCAGGCUUAUGCGAAGGGGACGAUUACGAAGGCGCAAUUGUGUCAACUGCAGGCUAGUCUUGGUGGAGCUGGGAGUUUGAGUGGAAUUGGUGGAGCUGUGGGUGGGCAGGGAAUUUCGACGCCGGUUGUUGUGGCCAAGGUGAGUAAUUUGGUAGAUUUUGACCCGGGAAAUGUGAAUUUUGAUGGAAAAUGAGCCAUGGGAGCUUUUUUAGCGUUAAAAAUGGCUUCUAGGGUCAUUUUUGACCCCAGAAACGUUAAAAUUGAGAAAAUUUGAGCUAAAAAUCUUCCUGAACCUAGAAAUUGAGCUCUUGAGGUGAAAUUUGAGCCCCAGGAGCAUUUUUUACCGUCUAAAAUGCUCCCGGGAGUCAAUUUUGACCCCAGAAGCGUUAAAAUUGAGAAAAUUUGAGCUAAAAAUCUUCCUGAACCUAGAAAUUGAGCUCUUGAGCAUUUUAUGGUGAAAUUUGAGCCCCAGGAGCAUUACUAACGUUAAAAAUUGUCCAGGGAGUCAUUUUUGAGCCCAGGAACGUUAAAAUCAUAAAAAAUGACCCUUAGGAGCAUUUCUAACGUUAAAAAUUGUCCAGGGAGUCAUUUUUGAGCCCAGGAACGUUAAAAUCAUAAAAAAUAACCUCCUGGACGAUUUUUAGCGUUAAAAAUUGUCCCCGGGGUAAUUUUCAGUGAUUUUUACGUUUAAAUCGUGAAAAAUGAGCCCAGGGAACAUUUUUAACGUGAAAAAUGGCUUCAGGGGUCAUUUUUCACCCCAGGAACGUUAAAAUUGUGAAAAAUGAGCUCUGGGAGCAUUUUUAGCGUGAAAAAUGGUUCAGGGGUCAUUUUUCACCCCAGGAACGUUAAAAUCAUGAAAAAUGAGCCCCAGGAGCUUUUUUAGCGUUAAAAAUGGCUCAUAGGGGUCAUUUUCUGUGAUUUUCACGUUAAAACUAUGAAAAAUGAGCCCUGGGAGCAUUUUCAGCGUGAAAAAUGGUUCCUAGGGUCAUUUUUGAGCUCUGGUACCGUUCUUGGGCUCAAAAUGAGCCCGGAAAGCUCUGGGAGCAUUUUUAGCGUGAAAAAUGAGCCCGGAGCCCUAAAAAGGCCCCUAAAGCCCAAUUUUUUUCAGCCAGCCAGCAAACCGAAUAUUGUAUAUUACACAACAAUUUGUCGACGUGUCAUUCGUCGAAUUUUGCCAAAAACCGCUUUGAAUUCCAGAAAAUUGGCGCGAAAACCAUUUUCGACCGUAGAUCAUGAAGCAAUUAUGAAAAAUAGUGAGUUUUUUUUCGGGUUACUGUAGAUUUUGGCGCGAAAAUUCACGUUUUUUGACACUAAACAUGACUAUGGUUACUGUAGGUACCAAAAAAAAAUUCAAAUUUUGUUUCCAGUGACUCUAACCGAUCGCUCGACACUUAUCCAAACUGCAAAACAAUUGGCUGGCGAAAAAUAUUUCCACAAAAUUCAGGAAUCCGAAUUCAACAAGGGAAUUGUGUAUUUACAACACGUGAGUUCAUUUUUUCAUCUUCUGGAAUUACUGUAGCUUUUUUGGCGCGAAAAUUUGACGCAUUUUGACACCAAACAUGCCUAGAGAGUUGCAGUCAGAAGGUCGGGGGAUCGAGCCCCGGUACCUCCUAACAUUUUUUUUUCCCAAAUUUCUCAUUUCUGAUCAAUUUUUCGCACUGAAAAUCGUGGAAUUGCUCACUUUGAGCAAUUUCUUCAUUUUCAGCAUGAAAUUUUGAUUUUUCGAGUCAGAAGGUCGGGGGAUCGAGCCCCGGUACCUCCUAACAUUUUUUUUCCAAAUUUCUCAUUUCUGAUCAAUUUUUCACGCUGAAAAUUGUGGUAUUGCUCAUUUUAAGCAAUUUCUUCAUUUUCAGCACGAAAUUUUGACCCGGAAACCUGGAUUUUUCUAGUCAGAAGGUCCUGGAUCGAGCCCCGGUACCUCCUAACAUUUUUUUCCAAAUUUCUCAUUUCUGAUCAAUUCUUUACGCUGAAAAUUGUGGGAUUGCUCAUUUUAAGCGAUUUCUACGAUUUUCUGCACGAAAUUUUGACCCGGAAACCUGGAUUUUUCUAGUCAGAAGGUCCUGGAUCGAGCCCCGGUACCUCCUAACAUUUUUUUUCCAAAUUUCUCAUUUCUGAUCAAUUCUUUACGCUGAAAAUUGUGGGAUUGCUCAUUUUAAGCGAUUUCUACGAUUUUCUGCACGAAAUUUUGACCCGGAAACCUGGAUUUUUCUAGUCAGAAGGUCACAGGUUCGAGCCCCGGUACCUCCUAACAUUUUUUUCUAAAUUUCUCGUUUCUGAUCAAUUUUUCACGCUGAAAAUCAUGGGAUUGCUCAUUUUAAGCAAUUCCAUCAUUUUCAGCACGAAAUUUUGACCCGGAAUCCUGGAUUUUUCUAGUCAGAAGGUCCUGGAUCGUGCCCCGGUACCUCCUAACAUUUUUUUUUCAAAUUUCUCAUUUCUGAUCAGUUUUUCACGCUGAAAAUCAUGGUAUUGCUCAUUUUAAGCAAUUUUUCCAAUUUUUCAGACAAUCAGCGCGGCUGCCGCAUCCGGAAAGCGUCCGGCAAGUCAAAUUUCAUCGGCCGGAGAACCGGCUCCAAAAUUGCAAAAAGUGAGUUUUUUUGCAGUUUUUUUGCAGUUCUACAGUAACCCAGAGUGUUUUUUUUUGCUGAGAAACAAAAUCCAAAAAUUUUUGACGUGAUCUACAGUAACCCGCCCAGUGAGUGCUCUGUUUUCUCUAAUCUCUCGCUGUUUUCUCUGCCGUGUCUCUCUCUGCGUCUCUCACCUUCUCUAUACUCUCUAUCUAUCUCUCUAGACGUCUGGCUCUUCCUCCCAAAAAGGUCUCGAAGCGAUCGGAAAUCGCCUAAUAUCGAUUCGACCCGACACAAAAUGGGUGGAUGUGAAACAACACGGUGUGCGAUUUGUGACAGGCAGGAGGUUGAAGUAAGAUGAGCAAUGCUGGGUUACUGUAGUUUUUGGCGCCAGAAAAUUUGCGUCAUUUUGAGACCGAAUAUGACUGGGUUACUGUAGAAAAUUUUGUAGAUCAAAAAUGUUCGUUUUUUCGAGGCAGAAAAUCACUGGGUUACUGUAGAUCUCCGGAUUACUGUAGAAAAUUUUGUAGAUCAAAAAUGUUUGUUUUCAUUGAGCCAGAAAAUCACCGGGUUACUGUAGAUCACCGGGUUACUGUAGAACAUUUUGUAGAUCAAAAAUGUUCGUUUUUAUUAACUCAGAAAAUCACCGGGUUACUGUAGGUCUAUGGGUUACUGUAGAAGAUCAAAAAUGUGCAUUUUUCGAGGCAGAAAGUCACUGGGUUACUGUAGAUCUCUGGAUUACUGUAGAGAAAUUUUGUAGAUCAGAAAUGUUUCUUUUUUCGAACCAGAAAAUCACUGGGUUACUGUAGUAGAUCAAAAAUGUUCGUUUUUUCGAGCCAGAAAACUCACUGGGUUACUGUAGAUCUCUAAAUUUCACUAAAAAUCUGAAAUAAUUCAAAAUUUCAAGUUUUUUAUACUGUAGAUUACUGUAGAUUAAAAUUAAGCGCGAAAUUUGAAAAAUUUUCAAAUUUUUACAAAAAACGUUCAAAUUUUCGCGCCGAGACCCAAAAAUUCAAAUUUUUUUUGCAGAAUUGA
Caenorhabditis angaria is the source of this 9077-nucleotide messenger RNA. The record is from the annotation of a GenBank genome assembly. Lineage: Eukaryota; Metazoa; Nematoda; Chromadorea; Rhabditida; Rhabditidae.